UUUCAGCUCUUCCAUGUGGCCUACAUCCUCAUCAAGUUUGCCAAUGCCCCUCGACCUGACCUAUGGGUCCUGGAGCGCUCCCUGGACCAUGGGAAAACGUAUGCUCCAUGGCAGUACUUUGCUCAUUCUAAAAGGGAGUGCAUUGAGAGGUUUGGCAAAGAACCAAAUGGACGCGUAGUCCGAGAUGAUGACCAGAUCUGCACCACAGAGUACUCUAAGAUCGUUCCAUUGGAGAACGGGGAGAUUGUGGUGUCUCUGGUCAACGGUCGCCCGGGCUCGAAGAACUUCACCUAUUCUCCAGUGCUGAGAGAUUUCACCAAGGCCACCAACAUCCGCCUGCACUUCCUCAGGACCAGCACUCUGUUGGGGCACCUAAUUACCAAGGCCCAGAGGGACCCCACUGUCACACGCAGGUAUUACUACAGCAUCAAAGACAUCAGUGUUGGGGGACGUUGCGUUUGUCACGGCCACGCGGAGGUGUGUGGGGGGCGUAACCAAGGCAAACUCAAUCGGCUGCAGUGCGAGUGCAAACACAACACCUGUGGUGAGUCAUGUGACCGCUGCUGUCCAGGGUUCAACCAGAAGCCAUGGCGUGCUGCUUCGACAGACAGUCCCAACGAGUGCCAACCCUGCCAGUGCCAUUCACAUGCCACUGAGUGUUAUUACGACCCAGAGGUGGAGCAGAGGAGAGCAAGUUUAGACACAUUCGGCAGGUACGACGGCGGAGGAGUGUGCAUCAACUGCCAGCACAACACAGCGGGAGUGAACUGUGAGCUUUGUGCGGAUGGAUUCUACAGACCCCAUGGAUCACCUCCAGAGUCUCACACUGGAUGCAUACCCUGCAGGUGUGAUGCCAGGACUACUGCUGGUUGUGAGAUGGGGACAGGACGUUGCCACUGCCGGCCAGAAUUCACCGGAAACAACUGUGAACGCUGUGCAGACAGUUACUCCGGCUACCCACAGUGCAUCAGAUAUCCAAUCUACCAGCCCACCACCAAAUCUCCUGCAGGCCAUAUAGUAGAGCCCACUGCCUGCCCUGCUGGUUAUUUUGGAGCACCCAGCUGUCAACGGUGUGUGUGUGACCGCGGUGGAUCAGUGCUGGAGUUGUGUGAUGCGUCAGGGCGCUGCAUCUGUCGUGAUGGUGUGGAGGGUGAGAGAUGUGACCGCUGUCGACCAGGGCACCACUCAUUCCCUAACUGCCAAGAGUGUGUGUGCGACGGCAGUGGUUCGGUGCUGGAGAUGUGUGACGCAUCAGGGCGCUGCGUAUGUCGUGGAGGGGUGGAGGGCGAGAGAUGUGACCGCUGUCGACCAGGUUACCACUCCUUUCCUAACUGCCAAGUGUGCCGCUGUGACGGUGCAGGUGUGACUGACAGGGUCUGUGGGCCCAGCGGACAGUGCCGUUGCCAUGUCAACUACUUCGGAAGUCAAUGUGACCAGUGUGCCCCUGGUUACUAUGGAUACCCAGACUGUGCCUCCUGCCAGUGUUUAGGGGAGGGUUCCUAUGACUCCAUGUGUAACCAAGUAUCAGGCCAGUGUCUGUGUCGCCCUGGGGUGGUGGGACAGCAGUGUGAUCGCUGUGCCGGGUCAGGCCUCCGCUUCCCUCAGUGUUCAGCCUCCAUCGCCCAGUGUAACCCAGCAGGGUCAGAGGUCAGCACAGCAGAUACACAAACGGGUUCCUGUGGCUGCCUGCCCAACGUGGAGGGAACACUGUGUGACAUGUGUAAACCUCUCUACUGGAACCUGGCGACAGAGAACCCCAGCGGCUGUAUAGAGUGUCGCUGUGGCGUCAAAGGCACCCUGAGUGGGGUAGGAGAGUGUCAACAGAAAAGUGGCCAGUGUUACUGCAAGCCCGACGUGUGCAGCCAUACCUGUGACACGUGCAAGGAGGGCUACUACCUGCUGCAGAAGAGGAACUAUUUUGGCUGUCAAGGCUGCCAGUGUGAUGUGGGAGGAGCCAUAGGCAGAGGGUGUGAUGAGAUGUCUGGACAGUGCCAGUGUCGGAAGAACGUAGUGGGCCGCACCUGCACGGAGCCAGCACCUAACUACUACUUCCCCAGCCUGCACCACCUGAGGUAUGAGGUGGAGGAUGGCAUCACCCCCAACGCCAGGCCCGUCCGCUUCGGCUACGACCCCCAGACGUUCCCAGGAUUCAGCUGGAGAGGUUACGCCAUCAUGUCCCCAGCGCAGAGUGAAGUGAGAGUAACAGUGCAUGUGGACGAGGCAAGGCGAUCCUUGUUCCGACUUGUCCUGCGGUACGCUAACCCCAGCAGCCAGGACAGUGUGACUGGUGGUGUAACGGCUACCUAUGUCCGAGGUGGCCAAGGGUCAGGUCAGAGUAAGGAAGUGGUGUUUCCUUCUAGCUCCUCCCCUGCCUACCUCACGGUCCCUGGGGACAGCUUCGCUGAGCCCUUCACACUGACCCCUGGGAAAUGGAUCAUACGCAUCCAGGCUGAAGGCCUUCUACUGGACUACUUGGUGCUGCUGCCCAGUGAUUACUACGAGGCUCCCUUCCUCCAGGAGAAGAUCGCCCAGCCCUGCACGUACACAUUCACCGCAGACAGAGACACAAACUGUCUGCUGUAUAAGCACAUAGCGAUGAACAGGUUCAGCUCUGUGCUGGGCUCUCAGGGCCAGUUCUCCAGCCAGUGGAGACGCAGGAGGAGACAGGCCCUCGUCCGCCGGCCAACUCCAGCCCACCCCGAGAUGGCGUCGCUCACCGGGAGACAGGCCCAGUUACAGCUGAGCCUGCGCGUGUCUCCACCCGGUCCCUACAUCCUGGUCCUGGAGUAUGCCAGCGAGGUAGACACGGUCCAGAACGUCAACCUCAUCAUCGCUGGCCAAUCAGAGAGUCAUAUCCAGGCCAGAGCCAACAUCUACAACUGCCAUUACAGCUUCCUUUGUCGCAGUGUGGCGGUUGACGGAACCAAUCGCGCUGCAGUGUUCCAGUUUACCCACAAGGCCGAGCUUCUUCUACAGACCUCCACAGCCUCAAUGCUGCUGUAUAAAGUGUAUGCAGUGCCCGCGGACGAGUUCUCCAUGGAGUACCUGGACCCCAAGGUGCUCUGCGUCUCUGUCCACGGACGCUUCACUGAGGACAGUCAGUACUGUGUUCCCAGCCAGUACGACAGGCCCUCCACAGCGCUGGUUCUGGACGCAGCUCGGGACGCACUCUCCUCCCCACAUGCCGUCCCCCAGCAGAGGGAGAGUGAAGAGUGGAGACGAAGACGACAGUCAGGGGCUGGGGGCUUCCCUUUCCAUGGAGCCCAGAGUGAAGGGGUACUACUCAAAUCUCCCCAGACAGAGAUCCGUUUCAGUGCCAGGGUGCCAGUUCCUGGCAGGUAUGUGUUUGUGGUCCACUACUGUCAAGCUGAACACACCACCUUCCCUGUGGAGGUACGGGUGGAUGCCGGACACACGUGGGCCGGCACUGUGAAUGCCUCUUUCUGCCCGGGGGUCUCCUGCUGCAGGGAGGUGGUCAUCGCUGAGAGGCGCAUCGCUCAGGACCUUCCCCAGCAAGACAUGGACAUCUCUCUCAAGGUUCCACCCGGGAAGACCCUCACUCUGGAUUACAUCUUGGUGGUUCCUGGCGAUAGCUACACCCCUGAUCUCCUGAAAGAGAAGCCGUUUGAUAAGUCCUCUGAUUUCACCAGGCAGUGUGGAGGACCAAGCUUUUCUAUAGACCCCAGAACGUCCUCCCAGUUCUGCAGAGACUCAGCCCGCUCGCUGGUAGCAGCCUAUAGUGACGGGGCCCUGCCCUGCUACUGUGACAAAUCAGGGGCCACGGUGCCCACCUGUAACCCUGUAGGGGGCCAGUGUCCCUGUAGACCCCAUGUGAUCGGUCGGCAGUGUACACGAUGUGCCACAGGAUACUAUGGCUUCCCCUACUGUAGACCGUGUGAGUGUGGCCAGCGGCUGUGCCACGAGGUGACAGGUCAGUGUAUCUGCCCGCCCCAGACAGUGAAGCCAGUCUGUGAUGUGUGUGAGAGCCAGACGUUCAGCUACCACCCUCUAGUGGGCUGUGAGGGCUGUGACUGCUCCCCCAACGGAGUCAGGCCCAACGCAGGGAGAGACUGUGACAGUGACACGGGACAGUGCACGUGUAAGCCCAGGAUCGGUGGGCGGCAGUGUGACAGGUGUGCUGCAGGGUUCUACAGGUUCCCCGACUGUCUCCCAUGUAGCUGUAACCAGGGAGGGGUCACACCUGAUAUAUGUCACCCAGACACAGGACAGUGCCUCUGCAAGAGGAACGUGCAGGGUGCCCGCUGUGAUGCCUGUAGAGACGGGUCCUUCCACUUUGACCCCUCCCACCCCAGAGGCUGCGUCAGCUGCUUCUGCUUCGGAGCCACCGACCAGUGCCAGAGCUCUGGCAAGCGCAGGGGGAAGUUUAUGGACAUGCGUGGCUGGCGUCUGGAAAGGGCUGACCAGGAGGAGGUGGCAUCAGUCCUCAACCCGUCCAGUAACACUGUGGUAGCAGACGUACAGGAGUUGCCUAGCACUACCCAGAUCCUCCACUGGGUGGCGCCACCAUCCUACCUGGUAGACCGGGUGUCGUCCUAUGGGGGCUACCUCACCUACCAGGCUAAGUCCUUUGGGAUUCCCAGUGAGGGGAUGUCGCUGAUGGACCGCAGACCUGAUGUCCUGCUCAGUGGCCAGGAGAUGACCCUGGUCCACAUGUCCCCACAAACCCCUCAUCCUGACAGACUCCACCAGAGCAGAGUCCAGCUAGUAGAGGGGAAUUGGCGUCACUCCGGCACCAACCGUCCUGUGUCCAGAGAGGAUCUGAUGGAAGUCCUGGCAGGGCUGGUUGGUCUGAGGGUGCGGGCCCUCUACUUCACCCAGAGCCAGAGACUCAGCCUGGGGGAGGUGGGCCUGGAGGAGGCCACAGACACAGGGGCCGGGGGCCCUGCCAGCACCGUGGAGGAGUGUGCCUGUUCCCCUCUCUACAGAGGAGACUCUUGCCAGAAAUGUGCUCGUGGUUACUAUAGGGACGGCAGUGGGCCCUACCUGGGUCGCUGUGUGCCCUGCUUCUGUAACGGCCUCGCCAACGAGUGUGACGACCGGACUGGGAGGUGCCUGAACUGCCAGUACAACACAGACGGGGACAGGUGUGAGCGCUGCAAAGAGGGUUACUAUGGAGACGCUGCCCAGAGAUCAUGCCGGGUGUGCCCGUGCCCCUUUGGUGUGCCAGCUAACAGUUUUGCGGUGGGUUGCAGAGAGGUCGCUGGAGGGUUCCAGUGUGUUUGCCGACCAGGCUACGCAGGAGACAGUUGUGAACGAUGCGCCCCAGGUUACCACGGUGAUCCAUUGACAACCGGAGGAAGCUGUCGGCCUUGUGACUGUGGCGGCAACGGAAACAGCUGUGACUCCAGGACUGGUGUGUGCAAGAAUGCGUUGGAGCCGGGGGACACCAACACAGACGAGCAGUGCCAAGAGUGUGACGACUGCGCCGAGACCUUACUAAACGAUCUGGGGCGUCUGGAUGAGGAGCUGGGCAGGAUUAAGACUCAGCUGGAUAACGCCAGUAUCUCCGCCUCCUCUCAGGACCGACUCAGGAUGCUGGAGAAAGCCAUCACAGAGACCAAGAGUCUGGUGAGCAAGUUCAGUUCCAGUGUGAACAGCCAGAAGCCCAAGGUUAGCCAACUGGAGCAGGACACUCUCAGUGUCAACGAGGAUAUCAGCGCUCUCAAAGAAAAGGCGGACGACAGGGCUGCGGAUGCCCAGAAAGUGCUGAAUGAUGUGGGUAAAACCCAUCUGAGAGCUAAAGACCUGGACACUGAGGCUAGGAACCUGCUCGAGAAGAUCCUGGCCCUGCUGCUGCAGCUGAAAGAGUCUGGUUCCGGUGAUGUGGUGCCCAGUGAGAGCCUGGCUAAGAUGUUAUCCGACGCUGAACGCAUGGUGAAGGAGAUGGAGAGGAGAAACUUCAACCCCCAGAAAGACGCAGCCGACAAAGAGAGAGACGAGGCCCAGAAACUGCUGGACUACAUCAAGGCUAAUGUGACCAAGCAGUAUGAUCAGAAUGAGGCAGCAGCCAAGAGGGUGAAGGGUCUGCUGAAGGACUAUGAGGCUAAACUGAAGGACCUGGAGGAGGCGCUGAAACAGGCUGGGGACAUGGUGAAGAAAGCCAACUCUCAGAACGGACUCAACUCAGAGGCACUGAAAGACAUCCUGAAACGUAUGGAGGACCUGAAGAAGGAGCGGAAGAAGGUCCAGGACCAGAUAGCCAUGGCAGAAGAUCAGCUGAAGGCCACAGAGGACCUCCUGAGAAUGCUGAAGGACAGCAAGACAGAGUAUGAACAGCUAGCUGCCCAACUGGACGGCGCCAGGACUGACCUCACCAAGAAGGUCAACGCCAUCUCCCAGGCCGCGGCCAAGGAGGACAUUGUGGAGCGAGCAGAGAGACACGCUGAGAACCUGGCCAAGCUGGCCAAGGAACUACAGGAUGCUGUAAGGGACUCGAGUGGCCGCUCUGAUGUGCGUGAUGCCAUGGACGCCAUUGAGGCCUACAAGAACAUCACAGAUGCGGUCAACGCUGCAGAGAAGGCAGCCAAGGAGGCCAAAGAUGCAGCUGACAAAGCCCUGAAGGAUGUGAAGAAAGAGGACCUGACAAAGAGAGCUAAGAAUCUGAAAGACAGCGGGAACGACCUACUGAGGGAAGCCAAGGACGCAGAAAAAGAUCUCAAAGAGGCCUCUGAUGACCUCACAGCCCAGAAGAAGCGCCUGAAUGACGCAGAGAAUAAGAAGAAAGCAUUGGAGACGGACCUGCUGGAUGCCCAGGCUGAGCUGAACAACAUCCAGAGAGAUGAUAUAGGAGACGUGCUAGAUGAGGCGAAGAGGAAGGCAGCGGCUGCCAAUGACACGGCCAGCACCACCAUGGACAGACUGAACGCCAUCAGAGAGGAAGUGGACAAGUUCAACGUCAUGCCCUCCGACUCCAACCUCGGCAGCAUCAUGGACGAUGUGGACAAGUCAGUGAAGAAUCUGUUGAACAGCAUCCCGUCUCUGCAGGAUAAGAUCUCGGAGGUGGAGGAGCUCAGCUCUCAGCUCUCCCCCGUCACCAACGUCUCUGAUAACAUCAAUAGGAUCAAGGAGCUCAUCGAGCAGGCUAGAGAUGCAGCCAAUAGGAUUGUGGUCCCUAUGAAGUUCAGUGGGGAUGGCCACGUGGAGCUGCGUCCCCCGCGGGAUAUUGAAGACCUGAAGGCAUACACGUCCCUGUCCCUGUCCCUGCAGAGACCAGAGCUCCCCAGCAGCCGAGGGGACGGAGCACGCAGACGGAGACAGACCACCCCGAUCACAGACACGGGUGACAUGUUCGUGCUCUACCUCGGCAACCAAGACUCGUCUAAAAACUUCAUCGGCAUGGCCCUGAGGAAUAACGUGCUGUUCUGUGUGUACAAUCUGGAUGGAGAAGAGUACGAGAUCAAGACGGACUACAUCACUAGGUCUCCCUCUGAGCCUUCCUUCUUUGACAAGGUGGACCUGCGCAGAAUUUACCAAGACGCAGAAGUGAACCUCACCAAGCUGUUCACAUCCAAUCAGCCGGACCCACCUCAGCUCAGCAGCAAGCAGGGAGAGCUGACCAGGAACCUUCUAAAUCUGGACCCCAGUGACAUUGUCUUCUAUGUCGGGGGCUACCCCUCCAACUUCAGUCCUCCAGCCUCCCUCAACUACCCCAACUAUAAGGGAUGCAUCGAGCUGUCCACCUUCAAUGACCGAUUCAUCAGCCUGUACAACUUUAAGAAUGCUGUCAAGGUCAACCUGGAGACUCCAUGCAAGAGGUAUAGCCAACCAGUGGUGUUUGAGUACUUUGAGGGGACUGGUUAUGCCAAGGUGUCCACCCAAGGUGUCAAGGUGCCCACUCUCCUCCUGGGCCAGACCAUCUCCACACGCUCAGAGAAUGGGCUUUUCCUCUACAUAGGAAAUGAGGAGAACUACUACAGUGUGACGUUUGAGAGAGGCUACGUUGUCAUCCGUAGUAACCUGCUCCGAGAACCAGUACAAAGCGCUACCAAAGUCUUCCCAGUGAAUUCAGACCAAGCAGAAGUGUUGAUCAUUAUUGAGUCUCAAGGAGGCCAAGAGAUGAAGAUCCGUGUAGCAGGCAAGGAGGUGGUCAAGUCUGAUGUCCAGUACACCCCAGGUGACUUCACAGACUACUACAUCGGUGGCGUACCACCAGCGCUGAGAGAAAGACACAACAUCACCGCCCAGCCACUGAAGGCCUGCAUGAACAACAUCAAGCUCAACAGCAAGUACCCCACCUUCGAGGAAAAAGUGGGCAUCAGCCGGGGCUGUCCCACGGACUUCCUGGCAUCUCGUAAAUCAGAGUUUAACGUGGGGAGUUCUCUGUCAGCUGCUCUCGAAGGCUUCAGCCUGGCAAGAGAUGUCUCAGUCUCACUGGGAUUCAGGAGCUCUGAGAAAAAUGGGCUCCUACUGCAGAACACCGAGUCGAGCGUUGGCGCCAUCGAACUUGCCUUGGUCAACGGCUAUGUGGUCCUGACGUUCAAAGACACAGCUUGGAAGUCUUGGAAAUCAAGCAAGCAGUACCAGGACGGCAAAUGGCAUUACCUGACUGCCACCAGAAGAGUGGCUUCUCAAAGUAUCGAGCUGCGGAUAGAUGACGAGGAUGUGGGAGGGCAGAUAACCUCAAGCUCCUUCAGUUCAAACCCAGACUCUGUGUUCCUGGGGAAAGACACCUUCAAAGGCUGCAUCUCCAACCUCUACCUGAGAAGGCCUAACUUUCUGUACAGAGCAGAGGACCUGAGUCAGUUCAGCUCUACAGGAGAUGUGCUGCUGGAUAAGUGUAGCUCUGACAGACCUCCACAACUGAUGCUCGACCACAACACCUCCAGGAAGGGUGGUGGUAUGGAGGUGUCAGAGGACAGUCUCUCUGUGUGUGCACACUCUGUUCUAGUCAAACAUGCCUACCACAUUGGGGGCACUGUGAGUAGCCUGGGCUACAGCCUCACUCCCCAGGUGCUCCAGCCCAGACCUCAUUUCUCCCUGGACGUUAGGACCAAGUCUGCCGAGGGCCUGCUGUUCUAUGCAGCCACCAGAGGGGGGAGCUCUCACAUGGCUCUCUACCUGUCCAAGGGCAGGAUCAGGCUGUCAGUAGGCAAGGGGAAGGAGAUCUUCAACAGGGAGAAGUACAACGAUGGAAGAUGGCACUCGGUAAUAUUCAGCCUAGAAAAGAAGAGGUUCCGGUUGGUAGUGAACGGUAUUAGGGCUCAGGCUGGACAGCUGACCAGUGAUGAGGCCACGUCCAUGGAACUGAUCUGUCCACUUUACCUGGGAAGUGCUCCUGAUUCCUUGAACGCAGAACUUAAGUGGAAGCUCCUCCCAAAGCAAAGUGUGAUUGGCUGUGUGCGUAACUUCAAGAUGAAUGGCACUCCCAUGCCAGAGCCAACCACCAAUCAUGGUGCUGGCCCCUGCUUUGACGGACAGACACAGAGUGGGGCCUACUUCUCAGGGAGAGGGGCAUAUGUCAUUAUUAAUGAUUCCUUUGUGGUGGGCUCCAGCUUUGAGGUGGUGUUUGACAUCCGUCCCAGGAGUCUGACUGGUGUUCUGCUCCAUGUGGGGGACUCCAGCAGGCCUCGCCGUGGGCCCAACACUGGACACCACCUCAGCCUCUACAUGCACAGAGGAGAGGUGGUGGCACGUGUGAACAAUGGAGCUGGUGAAUUCAGUGUUUCCGUUCGGCCCAAGCAGCCCUUGUGUGAUGGAAUGUUCCACAGAGUUGCAGUGAUCAAGAGGAACAACGUUGUGGAGAUGCAUGUGGACACUGAGGGCGACCACAAAAUAGGACCUCCUUCCUCCUCCCCCACUCUGACCAAAGACCCACUUUAUGUGGGCGGCAUUCCAGAAACGUCCAUGCACCCAUCCCUCCCAGUCACAGGGUCCUUUGAGGGCUGCAUCCAGAACAUGAAGAUCAAUGAGGACCCGAUCUCCUUCGAGAGGCUCUCUGGGGUAUUCGGGCCACUCAACCUCAGAGAGUGUCCAGCUGGCUGAGUAGAAUCUACUCCAUGACCACAUCCUGGGACUACAUCCACUCUCCACUAGCCGCUGCGUGCAAUCUGUUCCAAAAACAGAGAAUGUGUAUGUAUGUGUGUGUGUGUGAGAGAGAGAGAGAGAGAGAGAGAGAGAGAGAGAGAGAGAGAGAAGUGUGUGUGUGCAUGCGUGCAUGUGUGUCACAAGGAUAGUAAAACGAGGACCAUUUUGGACAAGUGGGGGACAUUUUGACAGUCCCCACGAGGAAAAAUGCUAUUUUAGGCUCAGGGGUUACUAUUAGGGUUAUAAUUAAAUUUAGGGUUAGUGGUUACGGUUAGGGUUAAGGUUAUGAGUUAGGUAGUUUUAGGGUUUGGGGCUAGGGUUAGAUUUAGGGGCUAAGGAAAAUAGUAUUUUGGAUGGGAAUCAAUUAUUUGGUCCCCACGAGGAUAGCAAUACGAAACUGAGAGCGAGAGAGAUGGGGAAGUUUGGCUCUUUUUACUGGCUCGGAUCUUUGACUCCUUCAGUCAAAAUAAUGAAUAUUUUGACUCAUUUCGUUCAGUCAGCAAUGCACAGAACACGCCGGACCCCCUACCUUCGAACCAUGAACUGAAAACUUCAAAGUCAUAAUUCUACAAGCUUCCUGUACACCAUUCGUGGCUUAUUUGUGACUGAGAUUUGUAAACGUGUGCUUUUAAAUAAAAUGUACAUUUGUUGAUUGAGAGGCAUACAAAUAAGAUUAUUUCUUGAUACAUUUGAAAUUAGGUCUAAUUGUGGCCACACCCGGACUAUAUUGUGAACGACUGUUGGCGUAAUGCAUUGCUUGACUGCCGUGGGGGUGAUGAGCACAAAGUCGUUUGUGAACUGCAGCCCCCGAAAUGAUUUGUUCUCGAGUUCUAGUUGGUUAAGCAGAGGCUGUGUAGGUUUUGGUUCUACAAAGCUCUGUCCGUGAUAAAUAAGUGGAAAUGCCAGAGAACUGUAUUUGGAGGAUUUAUAGGUGUAACCGGUGCUGUACUGCACCGCUGUAACUCUGGUUGAUUGAGACUAUAGACGUGGACUUUGGAGAUCAGGUAGUUUUAAUCAAGCAGAAUUCACUCUCUGCAUCUGCAUCCAAAAGGAAAUAAAACAUUUGUAGAUCACAUAAUGUUCUGAGAAUCGUCGCCUCUUUCUCUCAUAGUGCAUCACAAUGAUUUUCGAAUACAAAAAUUAGUACAGCCUCUCCUUAUUAUGCAUCAACUCAUUACAUAUUUUUUUUACAUAGAUAAAACCACACGCCUGCAUCCAAAAGAAAACAUUUGUAGAGCACAUACGGUCUGCGAAUCGUCGCCUCCUUCUAUAGCAGAUGCACAAUACAAGGGACUGGGAUCAUUCGAAGAGCUAGACAUCGUUCACACAUACAAUAGCCUGCUAAUUCCUUAGCUAGCUAUUAACCACAUGUUGAAUUCAGAAUGUUAAUAUCAUCCUAAAAAGUACAAUUACAUCUGAACAAUACCAUCCAAUUAUGAGUAACCUCUAAAUAUACAACAUUAUUCAUGAACAAAACACUGUAUGACUUUGUGCUUAAACGAAUCAAACUUUUCUGAAGGCGACAGAAAAAGCCUGCCUACCUCUCAUAGUGCAUCAAAAUGAUUUGAGCACGCAGGGCAAAACGUAAGUACACACUCCCCUACUCCCAGGAUGCAGGCAUGCAUAAUAACAAAUCAACAUGACAUAUUAAUAUAUAAACCUGGUGAAAUUCACACAGUACUUGAACAACUGUUACAUAGGCAUGGAUAUCCUCCAAACACCGGCUUCGAGGGCAUUAUCAAUUUUAUACAACGGGUUACGAACAUAUUCAAAUAACGAUUGACAUAUUUUCAUAAAUGCGUCAUUUUUAUUUAUUUAUUCAUACUGUUUCAUCCUUCCACAAGAUAUAGCCCCGACACAAAUCUAGGGUUGCCACCCAAUCCGGCUGGUUGUUCAUUCUAUUGGUUUGGUUGCCAGAGACGCGACCCAGUCGUUCAGUCUUUUUGUUCUGUAUCUAUGGAUGUGACCCAGUCAUUCCUUCUAAAUGUUCCAUUGCCAUACUGACGAGUGAUGGCUAGAUUUGGGACAUUUCUGUUGCAUUUCAAAGAUGGUGGUAGAAUCAUUUUUUUUAAACGGUUGUUUUUUUCUUUGUAUUUUCUUAUACCAGAUCUAUUGUGUUAUAUUCACCUACAUUCCAUUCACAUUUCCAUAAACUUCAAAGUGUUUCCAUUCAAAUGGUACCAACAAUAUACAUAUCCUUGCUUCAGGGCCUGAGCUACAGGCAGUUAGAAUUGGGUAUGUCAUUUUAAGCGAAAAUUUAAAAGAAAGGGUCUAUCCAUUAAACCUGUUGUAGGACUCUUUGCGGCCAGCAGGUCAAACGAAUGACUAAAGUGAAACAGUCACUCCGAAAAACGAAUCAUGAUUCCUGAGUCAGUAAAACGAGUCGUUCAAAAAUAACAAAUUGUUUGCAAACUGCACGUCGUGUGUGUGUGUGUGUGUGUGUGUGUGUGUGCUUGCGCAUGCGUGCAUGUAUGUUGUGACGUACAUGAUGAUGUAUGUUGUGCUCUUCCUUUGUAUUUACUCAUCCCCCCUCACACUAGGGCUCCCAAGUGGCGCAGUGGUCUAAGGAACUACAUCUCAGUGCUAGAGGCGUCACUGUAGACCCUGGUCCAAUUACAGGCUGUAUCACAACUGGCCGUUAUUGGGAGUCCCAAAGGGCUGCGCACAAUUGGCCCAGCGUUGUCAUUGUAAAUAAGAAAUUUUAAAUAAAGGUUAAAAAAAAAUGUUUUUAAAUAGUAUACAAACGCUUUCUUUUAGAGUGGAUGUGGCGUUUGUUUGGUCAGUAUUGCAUCAUGGCUACCAUAUAGGCUAAGCAACUCUGCACAUAAAAAAAAUAAAUGCCAGUUUAACAACAAAAAUAUCAGUCACAACAAUUAACUCUACAUUGGUAUUACCAUUUGAAUUACCAUUCUGUGUCUCUAGCGACAUGUAACUAUGAUCUCAUAUUAAAUGUUUGGACCUACUAUAAUUACAUUGGGAUUUUUUAUUUAUGUGUAUGUUGUCUGUUAACAAAAUAAUUUAUAAUCAUCGAUAUGGAUCCGGAGUAGUCAAUUAUUGGUAAAAAGCGAGACAUUUUCUCUCAAUGGUGUCAAAUUAUAUUCAACUGAACUGGGACCACAGAGAAAUGUACACCAAACCGUUUUCUCACAUACAAGUAUACUGAACAAAAAUAUAAACGCAACAUGCAACAAUUAAUGAUUUUACUGACUUACAGUUCAAAUAAGAGAAUCUGUCAGUUAAUUGAAAUAAACAAAUUAGGCUCCGUCUAUGGAUUUCACAUGAUUGGGCAGGGGCACAGCCAUGGGUGGGCCUGGGAGGUCAUAAGCCCACUGACUGGGAAGCCAGGCCCAGCCAAUCAGAAUGAGUUUUUCCCAACAAAAGGGCUUUAUUUGAGAGAAAUAUUUUCAUCGGCAGGGUCUGCGGUUGUGAGGCCGGUUGGAUGUACUGCCAAAUUCUGUUAAAACACCAUUGGAGGCGGCUUUUGGUAGAGAAAUUAACAUGAAAUGAUCUGGCAACAGUUCUGGUGGACAUUCCUGCAGUCAGCAUGCCAAUUGCACGGUCCCUCAAAGCAUCUGUGGCAUUGUGUUAUGUGGC
This is a messenger RNA of Oncorhynchus gorbuscha (pink salmon), 13638 nucleotides long. Its product is annotated as laminin subunit alpha-3-like. Gene Ontology annotation, molecular function: signaling receptor binding. The record is from RefSeq and is a predicted model, not a curated record. NCBI's taxonomy places the organism in Eukaryota, Metazoa, Chordata, Actinopteri, Salmoniformes, Salmonidae. Gene Ontology annotation, biological process: regulation of embryonic development; regulation of cell adhesion; regulation of cell migration. The annotation marks the transcript as partial. The transcript has 75 exons.